This is a messenger RNA of Ochotona princeps (American pika), 539 nucleotides long. RefSeq names its product macrophage migration inhibitory factor (gene MIF). The record is from RefSeq and is a predicted model, not a curated record. The coding region runs from base 83 to 430 and encodes 115 amino acids. The transcript is spliced from 3 exons. NCBI's taxonomy places the organism in Eukaryota, Metazoa, Chordata, Mammalia, Lagomorpha, Ochotonidae. Gene Ontology annotation, molecular function: cytokine activity; phenylpyruvate tautomerase activity.
CACGUAGCUCAGGUCCGCUGCUCUUCCCGCGGCGCCUAGUGCUCUCAGUUCGUCGCAGCAGCCCCACAGUGCAACAGCCAACAUGCCGAUGUUCGUGGUGAACACCAACGUGCCCCGCGCCUCCGUGCCGGACGGGCUCCUGUCCGAGCUCACCCAGCAGCUGGCGCAGGCCACGGGCAAGCCGGCGCAGUACAUCGCAGUGCACGUGGUCCCGGACCAGCUCAUGGCGUUCAGCGGCUCCAGCGAGCCGUGCGCGCUCUGCAGUCUGCACAGCAUCGGCAAAAUAGGCGCCGCGCAGAACCGCACCUACAGCAAGCUGCUUUGCGGCCUGCUGGCCGAGCGCCUGCGGAUCAGCCCAGACAGGAUCUACAUCAACUACUACGACAUGAGUGCGGCCAACGUGGGCUGGAACGGCUCUACCUUCGCCUGAGGACCGCCCUAGCUUUGCCGCUGCCCUGCACCCUUCAUCAGCAGUGUCCCUGCCCACUGUCCGCCCCCGCUCCCAAAUCGGGAGAAAUAAAACGGUUCAGAGACCACAA